Messenger RNA from Rosa rugosa (rugosa rose), 1968 nucleotides. RefSeq lists its product as uncharacterized. The transcript is spliced from 6 exons. Gene Ontology annotation, biological process: regulation of DNA-templated transcription. Bases 167 to 1780 code for a protein of 537 amino acids. The record is from RefSeq and is a predicted model, not a curated record. Gene Ontology annotation, cellular component: nucleus. NCBI's taxonomy places the organism in Eukaryota, Viridiplantae, Streptophyta, Magnoliopsida, Rosales, Rosaceae. Gene Ontology annotation, molecular function: DNA-binding transcription factor activity; sequence-specific DNA binding.
GCUUGACAAGUGGCACGCUCUCACAUUCUGUGGGCUUUGCCUGCGAGCCAGUAAUAAACCCCUCUCUCUCUCUCUCUCUCUGCUUCACUUAGCUUACCGCGUCCUGAAGAAACAGCACACAACAACUCCAUAAGCUUCUUAUUCUCUCUCGAUCUCUUUUGGUGAAAUGGUUUGUUCCGAGACGACGACGCGGUCUUUUGCGAGCUCUUCUUCCGAGGCCGGAGCGGCGGAGGCGGCGUCGUCAGCGUCGUCGUCGGUUUCGGCGGGCGGCGGAGGGGAGGCGGAUCCGAUGAUGGUGAAGGAGGAGCUGGAGGCGGCGGAGGCGCUGGCGGAUUUGGCGCAUUUGGCGAUGAGGGAGAAUAGCGGCGCUGAAUCCGCUGGAAAUUGGGGGCUGAAGGGGAAGAGAGCCAAGAAGCGAGUCAAGAGCGAGUCUCCGCCUACGCUGUCCGGUUCGAACCCGGUUCCCGCCUGCCCGGAUCUUCCUCAGCAGGAUCAAGCAGUAAUAGGUCCAGCGCAAUGUGAAAGGGUGUGCACAAAUGUGGUUGGAGAACCGGUGAAGACUGAGCUGGUUAUGAACAAAAAGAUUGCAAAGUCCGAGCACGAUGUAGAAUUGACCACUUCAACUCCUAUCUGCACUACAAGUUAUCCAUCAUUUAGCUGCACUAAGUCAAGGCGAAAUCUCACUGAGGAGGAAAAAGAAGAACGGAGAAUACGCAGAAUCUUGGCUAACAGAGAGUCAGCUAGGCAGACAAUUCGCCGAAGGCAGGCUUUAUGUGAGGAUUUGACUAAAAAGGCUGCAGAUUUAGCAUUGGAGAAUGAAAGUCUAAAAAGGAAAAAGGAUUUGGCCUUAAAACAAUAUCAGUCUUUGGAAGAAACAAAUAGGCUCUUAAAAGUUCAGAUGGCUAAGGCGAGAAAAGCAGAGGCUGAGGAAACUCCGGAUGAAAAUAUGUCGGCCUAUGUCCAGAUACCUUCGUCUUCACCUACGAAUCCCCCUUUGUUCUUGUUUAACCGUCCACCAUUUGCACCUGUUUUCUGGCCUUCUAUCAUUCAAUCUUCAAAUUCCAUUCAGUUGCAACAGGUACCACAAAACCCGAUGGCCACUCCAUCAAACAUCUCUUUACCCAGUAAUGGUACAGCUGAUUCUUCUCAUGAACUAGGAAACCCCAUAAAUGUUAAUGGAUCAAGAACCCCCUUAUAUGUAUUUCCGUGUCCUUGGUUCUUUCCUCAUUUUGAUAAUGGGAAUGGACUCCAACCUCAGUCAUCAUGCCUGGAAAAUAAAAAAGAAGGAGCUUUCUUUAAUAAUCAGUGCAGUGCUAGUUCAUCUUCAAGAACUGCUGCACAGUUGGACAACAACCAGUCCACUUUCCCUGUUAGAUUAGACACAGAAGCUUCUGGCUCAAUGGAAGCCGGACCAAGAACUGAUCUGAAUGAAAACCCAGCUCAGUUUCCUCUCGAUGGAGGUGAUCAACAUACAGGCUUUCACCCUAAAGAAAAUGGAUCUAGAGAGAUAUUUCUUUCUCCUUUGCUGAACCAUGGAGGAGUUGCAUCCACUAUUAUAAAGCAUGAGAAUGGACUGGAGUCAGAUUUCAGUGCAAAUACUGAAAAGUCUUUGACAGCGUGCCAUCCGUUUUCUUCCUUGCCUGAGAAGAAUAGUGAGCCAAUCAUCUACCCCAGUAGGAAAAUAGCGGAUGCCAUUGCAGCCGCUGAGGCACGAAAGAGGAGGAAGAAACUUACAAAGCUAAAGAACCUUCAUGGCCGUCAGUGUCGAAUGCAAUGUUAAGCUUUAAGACCAGAUGUUGGGCAAGUGAAGUCUCCUGAUUUUCAUGCGAGUCUUUUUAUUUUUUAAGGGCUCCUUGGAGAUGGAGAGCAGAUCACGUAACCUUAAUUAUAGAAAGCUUUUGAGUCAAUGGAAGAAAAGAUGUCAGCCUGUAACUUGGGUACAUCUUUGAGGCUUUUGCUUUUACUUCA